CUGCAGCUUUCAGCGCAUAUUCAGCGUGUGUCCCACGGUCAGUUGACCUGAGAAUUUUGUCUUAUGGUCCUCUGGUAAUCAUAUUGUCAUCAUGUCCCGCUGUCUCGCUCUUGCUCGGUUUGCACUCAGUUAUUCUCAGAGAGCAAAUUCACAGUUAAUGUCAUGUGCACGAGGGCUUAGCAGCCAGACUGUUUCGCGCUCACUAACUGGAGAUUUGCAAUUUGGACAGCAGCAAAGGUGGAGGAGUCGGCCCAGGGUAUGGGAGUGCCAGCGGUCCUGCCUUGGCUUCAGUCAGCAGUCUUACUACAGCACCCAGGAGGUUGAGAAAGAGCCUGAAGAGGAACCUCUGCACAUAAUCAUCAGUGAUACAGAGUCUGUGCAAGGUAGUUUUUCAAAACAUGAAUUUCAGGCUGAAACAAAAAAACUUCUGGAUAUUGUUGCCAGGUCUUUGUACUCAGAGAAAGAGGUUUUUAUUAGGGAGUUGAUUUCUAAUGGCAGUGAUGCUUUAGAAAAGCUGCGGCACAAACUGAUCACAGCUGGUGGGGAAACGGCAGCAAUGGAGAUCCACCUGCAGACAGACGCAGCAAAAGGAACUUUUACAAUUCAGGAUACAGGAGUUGGUAUGAGCAAGGAGGAGCUGGUGGAUAACCUGGGUACUAUUGCCCGCUCUGGUUCAAAGGCGUUCUUGGAUGCACUGCAAAACCAGGCAGAUGCCAGCAGCACCAUCAUCGGUCAGUUUGGAGUUGGUUUCUACUCUGCCUUCAUGGUGGCCGACCGUGUCGACGUCUACUCUCGCUCUGCAGAGCCUGAUGCACCUGGAUACAAGUGGUCCUCAGAUGGCUCUGGAGUUUUUGAGAUUGCAGAGGCCAGUGGUGUUCAACAGGGAACAAAAAUCGUGCUGCACCUUAAAAAUGAUUGCAAAGAGUUUUCCACUGAGGACAGAGUUAAAGAUGUUGUAACAAAGUACAGCAAUUUUGUGAGCUUCCCUAUCUUCCUAAACGGACGGAGGCUCAACACUCUGCAGGCCUUGUGGAUGAUGGAGCCGAAGGACAUCAGUGAAUGGCAGCAUGAGGAGUUCUACCGCUACGUAGCUCAGGCGUAUGACAAACCUCGCUACACUCUGCACUACCGUGCAGACGCCCCACUCAACAUCCGAAGUAUCUUUUAUGUCCCUGAUUCGAAGCCAAGUAUGUUUGAUGUGAGCAGGGAGAUGGGCUCCAGUGUAGCUCUGUACAGCAGGAAGGUUCUGAUCCAGACUAAAGCUACUGACAUCCUGCCCAAGUGGCUGCGAUUCCUUCGAGGUGUGGUAGACAGUGAGGACAUCCCCCUGAAUCUGAGUAGAGAGCUGCUGCAGGAGAGCGCCCUCAUCAGGAAGCUUCGUGAUGUUUUACAGCAGAGGGUGAUCCGCUUCCUGCUGGACCAGAGCAGGAAAGAGCCAGAGAAGUACAACAAGUUCUUCGAGGAUUACGGCUUAUUCAUGAGGGAGGGCAUUGUGACCACCCAGGAACAAGACGUCAAGGAGGACAUCGCAAAGUUGUUGAGGUUUGAGUCAUCUGCUUUGCCAGCUGGCCAGCAGACUAACCUGAUGGAGUACGCCUCCCGCAUGAAGGCUGGCACACGCAACAUCUACUACCUGUGCGCCCCCAACCGGCAUCUGGCAGAGCACUCCCCCUACUUUGAAGCCAUGAAAAAGAAAGACAUGGAGGUGCUGUUCUGCUAUGAGCAGUUUGAUGAGCUCACCCUGCUCCACCUCAGGGAGUUUGACAAGAAGAAGCUGAUCUCAGUUGAAACUGACAUCGUGGUGGAUCACUACAAGGAGGAGAAGUAUGAGGACAGCAAGCCAGCUUCAGAGCGUCUGACGCAGGAGCAAGCUGAUGACCUGAUGGCCUGGAUGAAGAAUGCUUUAGGUCCCAGAGUCACCAACAUAAAGCUGACACCUCGCCUGGACACCCACCCUGCCAUGAUCACAGUGCUGGAAAUGGGCGCUGCACGCCACUUUCUCCGCACCCAGCAGCUAGCCCGCUCUGCAGAGGAGAGAGCCCAGAUUCUGCAGCCCACGCUGGAGAUCAACUCAGGACAUGAUCUGAUCAAGAAAAUGUACGCACUGAAGGACAUGAACUCUGAACUGGCUGGACUGUUACUGGAACAGAUCUAUGACAAUGCCAUGAUCACAGCUGGCUUGAAUGAUGAUCCACGACCGAUGAUCUCCCGUUUAAAUGAUCUCCUGACUAAAGCGUUGGAGAAGCACUGACUGCUUGUAGAAUGAUGAGGUUUUGGUUCAUAGACUGAAGCAUCUGCAGCAGAUGAAGGUUCAACAGAGCUGUGUGAGAGCCAUUCCAAAACACUGCAGGCCCUUAUUUAUCUGAAGCUGUAAAAACACUUUUCACCCUUCUGGAGUACUUCUGCCGAUGGAGUGUGUGCAAAGGCUAAAGGAAAUAAUAUAAUGAAAGUGAUCUGGUGGAAGCUUCUUCUUAACAUGUCUGUUUGUUACCAUUUUUGUUUGGAGUAAAUUAUUAGGAGGACUCGCUGCCAUUAACAAACUUAAGUUUUGAUUGUUGUCAUGCCUGGAAAUGUGAAUUACUCAUGAAGGUGUUUGCCAUCUUCUUUUUAGUUUUUGUCAAGUUUGACACUUGGGAUUUAAUUUUCUUCCCGAAUACAAACCAGAUAUAAAAACUGUCACACUGAGCAGAAAAAAAAUGACAUUUAACAGGUCAAAACAAACCUGUUUUAAAGUAUUUCAUAAUCCUGCCAAAAUGCAGCAACAAAUUUAAAGCAGCAAGCUGUUUAUAAACAGGAGCGAUGGUAGUUUUGUUGAAAAAGCAGCACAUAACAGCUGAAUGGAGGAUUUCCCACUUUGUAAAAAUCCAUUAUUUCAGUGACUUAAAAAAUAAAUGGUUGAAAUGUUUAUGAACAUGUUUACAGCUGUCAAACCUGGUUAUUAGUGCUGGUGUACCUACUUCAGCUGCUAGGCUGUAAACCUGGAUCAUCAUAGUGUCAGUCAUAAUAAAGAGGAAAACCCAAAACUUUUCUUUAAAAUUGUUUUACUACAUCUCUACUGCAAGGGUCAAAACAUGAGAAACAUCAGCUUCAAGACGUCAUCGUCCUGCAUUCAGUCUGUCUCAGGCUGAAUAUUCGCUGAAGGCAAGAGUUCAAAUUAAGUGAUUCUCAGUAGCUCUGGCGUCCCAGCGCUGUCAGUCUAUUUGAACCACAUCAGGGCACUUGCAGCCCAGGCUCUCUCCUUUUGUGAGCCAUCCCAAUGCAGGUCUCACCUCCCGACUGGCCAACAUCAAAUCCUAUGGAGAGUGUCAGGAAAGUUUGUCUAUAUUGGCCAAGAAGCGUUGGGCCCACCAUUCAUCCAGAUCUAUGGGCACAAAACCUGAGAAGUGAGAAAAGAUUUUAGUGGUUGACAAAAUUACAGGUCAGACCUUUGUGUGUAGUCAAGUUUACAUUCAAACACCAGAAAACUUGUAAAUGUAUAAUAAUGAAUUAGAUUAUUGAGCUUCAAUGGAUCCAUUAUUCAUCACCUCAUUCAUUCUUGGUGAUGGUAAGCUACAGGUGUAGCUACACCUGCUAGUAUCUAUAAGCAUGCCAUUUAGUGCCCAAAAACUAUACCAGAAAUGCAAGGAUAAUGCUAGUUAUUUCAUUAACAGUAAAAUCUGUGUUUAACCCAAGCUGGGUAAUAGCUGUUUGACUCAAAAUACAUUACAUGGCUAAAAUGACUCAAAUUAUAUUUAAAGUUUUCUGCUGGAAAGGCUGUUAGCAUCAAAAUAGCCAUUAGUGAGGUAGCACUUUCCAUGCGCUUAAAAACGUAACACUGUAGAAACAAAAAGCAAUCUAACAAUGGAAUCAACCGAUAUUAGUCUAAUUAAAUUUUAACCUUCAGCAGUAUAAAUAACAAAAUUUCUUCUUAAAAAAUAUUUUCACAUUCACCUGUCCUUUGGUAGACUCGGCGGGAAGAUGCAACUCAUCCCAUCAAGUUAAUUAGAAGCAACAUAUGCCACUUCCGGUUUUUACUCUUUAAAAAUUAACAGAACUGUAAAUAUAUGUAAUACAAGUUCCCAGCAACAUUAAAAUUACUGCCCACCAAGAGGCCCUACAACUCAGUUUAAGUUAAAUCGGAGCAACCUAAACCACUUCCUGUUCGCUGUU
Melanotaenia boesemani (Boeseman's rainbowfish) is the source of this 4149-nucleotide messenger RNA. RefSeq names its product TNF receptor-associated protein 1 (gene trap1). Gene Ontology annotation, molecular function: ATP-dependent protein folding chaperone; ATP binding; ATP hydrolysis activity. The coding region runs from base 92 to 2251 and encodes 719 amino acids. NCBI's taxonomy places the organism in Eukaryota, Metazoa, Chordata, Actinopteri, Atheriniformes, Melanotaeniidae. The transcript has 18 exons. The record is from RefSeq and is a predicted model, not a curated record. Gene Ontology annotation, biological process: protein folding. Gene Ontology annotation, cellular component: mitochondrial inner membrane.